GAACCGUCAACAACGACUGAACUCAAAAGAGACAAGAGAGAAGAAGAAAAGUAGUCUUGUAUUAAAGCCCUUUUUCUUCUCUAGAAUAGUCUUGAUUACUGUAAUAAUGGAGGCUUUAGAAAGAGAGCUAGCCAAAAUCACAGUUUCGCUUCCAGACGUCAAACUACCUGAGAAGAAAGACGAUGUCGAAAAUCUUCCAAAUGAGUACAAGACUCUCAGUGCAAAAGAGAAGCUGGUCUUGUCUUUUGCUGAGAACUUCAGAAGACAGUUUGUUCACUUGUACAGAGAUAGAAAACCACUGUUACUGAAUCCAGUAAAUGAAUGUGAAACAGAGAAAUUUAUUUGCACAUAUGUUCGUCCAACAUUGCAGGAAUACAAGGAACUGUAUGAUUUUGAUGGAUGUGCUCAGUUUGUUUCUGAUUAUAUUACAUUUGAACCAUUGGAACCACCUAUUGACCUGCCAAGUACAUUGCGUUCGUCUACCACUGUCUUGAUGAAGCAGAAGGGAAACUGCUUUGAGUUCAGCAUUGUUUUAUGUUCACUUCUGAUUGGUGCAGGCUAUGACGCAUAUUGCAUCUGCGGUUAUGCCACACGAGAGACAACACUCAUGGAUGAAACCAGAGAAAUCUGUCCCAUGCUGAAAAAGAAAGAUGAGGUGUCAAAAGAAAAACAAAAGAAAGAAGUCAAGAAAUAUUCAGUUAAACCACCCAAGGAUCUUCGCAGCAAAUUUGAGGCAAAAGUAGAAGCUAAAAAAGAGGCUGAAGAAGAAGAGAAAGAAAUGAAAAGAAAGCAGGAAGAGGACAAUAGAAUUGCUGAGCUAGAAAAACCCAAACCUGACAAGCUUCAUGGGCUGAGAGUCCACUGUUGGGUGCUUGUACUAUCAGGAAAGAGAGAAGUCCCAGAAAGCUUCUUCAUUGAGUCACUUACUGGGUCAGCUCAUCCUCUAAAUCAUCCUGCUUAUCUUGGGAUUGAAAGUGUAUGGAAUGACAAGAACUACUGGGUCAACAUGCAGGAUUGUUCAAAUGGUGUACAGGAUUUAGUAUAUGAUCUGGGUGACCCAGCAAGAUGGGAAUUCAUGUUCCCUGGUUCUGACAAACCCUUGCUGACGUUACCUACAGUAGAUGAUGAACUGGACCUUGACGAUGAAGAAAAUGAGGAAGAAACAUCAGAUUUUGAUCUUCCACCAUCUUGGGUUCUUCCUAUUGAAUUGUCUUUAAAAGAUUUCCAAACAAAGUGUCCUUUUGGCAAGAAGACUAAACUGUACAAGAAGGCAAGACUGGAAAAGUUUGCUGAUUACCUUCUGAAGGAUGGGCUGUCCUCCAGGCUGUCAAUCACAAGUGACUAUGAAUUAAAUGACCUGCUGGAGAAGAGAGAGGUUUUCAAGCAUCGAAUCGAUAAACUAGAUACAAAGACGCACAAUAUGACGACUGGACUGAUAGUAGAGCGCUUCCUUCCUGGAAGACCUGACUGCUUACAAGGUAAAACAGAAAAGUUACUUUGUUUCAUAUUUCUUAGCGCUCGCAUCGAUGGUCUAGUCAAGAGAGAAGAAUCCCCCGAAGAGAUGACGGAAUCGUUUGUUGAUCGCGACGAUUUUCUUUAUCACCGUCAAGUGACUUUUGGCAAGCGGGUCAAAAAAUUUGGACCACAGGACAACAACGCAAGACCAAUAGUGAAAAUCGUUGAACGGUUUCACCGAAAUGCUGCCAAACCAGCCCACGAAGACGUGGCUGAACGCGUGUUUUUGAUCGCAGAGGAAAGAAUCAACUUAACUUUUCACCUUGAGGAUAACAGAGUGACUGCUUCUACACGGGAGUUCGUUAGACCACCACACACUGCAGAGAAAGGGGGCACACUAACCAUGACUCCUGAUAUGACGACAUCCUUUCAGGUGGAUCCCCUGAACAAGCCUCCCAAGAACCUUAGAGUGUACAACAUGUUGGUAUUUCUUGUCGAUGCUGAGGAGAAGAGUGUACAACAAGUUAGGAUAUCUGAAGAAGAGGUCAAAGAGAUUUUACAACAAAGAAUCACAGAAGAGGCUGCUCCACAGUUGUCUGUAUCAGUGUAUGACACAGAAAGAAACGUUAAGGCCAAACUCCACAGGGAAGACCUGGAGAGAAAACAGAGAGAAGAAGCAAUGAAGAAACACGAGAGAGAACUGGAUUAUUUGGCACCGUUUUUGGCACAAAUUGGUGACCCCCCUCGCAUUAGCAAGUCAGAAGCAUUUAAACUCAAAGAAGAAUGUCUUCAAGACUUGAAGCAGCGCCUGAUUGACAAGGCCAACUUGAUACAAGCAAGAUUUGAAAAAGAAACUCAAGAACUUCAGCGCAAACAGAGUUGGUAUCAACAAAACCAGGUUUCAAUGACUAAAGAAGAUGAGGAGGAAUAUCUCAACUACUGCAGUGAAGCUAUGUUCAGGAUACACAUCUUAGAACAGAGACUCAACAGACACAAAGAACUAGCACCACAGAAAUACAUGCAGUUGGAGCAUAAACUGAGAACUGACCCAAGACUUGCCGAACACUUUUAUUGAGUCAUGAGUAAACUCACGGCAUUAAUUCUGUGUCAUUUUUGACAACAAUAUUUACAUCAAGACAGGCAAGAUUUGGAAGAAUGUUGUGUAUAUUGUUUAUGAGAUUGUAAAAUUAUUUUAUUAUUGUUUAUAAAAAAAGUUAAUUUGAAUUGUCCUAUGUAAUAACAAUUAAUAAAAGAAUUAUUACUGA
Molecule: messenger RNA, 2720 nt
Organism: Actinia tenebrosa (Australian red waratah sea anemone)
Lineage: Eukaryota; Metazoa; Cnidaria; Anthozoa; Actiniaria; Actiniidae
Product: dynein regulatory complex subunit 7
Biological process (GO): cell motility
Cellular component (GO): motile cilium
Source: RefSeq, a predicted model, not a curated record